AUGUCCAGGGUUAGCAGCAAUGGGGAGACUCUUCCGGGAGGGUUAUCAGAGUUGGUUUUGAGUGAUGGUGUUAAGGCGCAGCAGCAGCAGCAGGUUGAUGGCGGGUAUGAUUUACCGCGGGCCCCCGGGAGUUUGAAUGUGAAUGCAUUGCGGGAAGAUGAUGGGAAGGACGUGAACGAUCUUUCUGACUACAAGGCUGUAGGUCCGAUUGGGUCUGGGGUUAGUGUUACUUCUGUAGAGGAAAGGUCUGGGGUGUUUGCGAAGGUUGAUGGUGCAUUGGAUGAUCCGAUUCAAUUUACACGGGUAUCCACAUCCUCGGUACUGAGUAACAGUUCUUCAGCGGUUUUAGAACAGGAACGGCAGCAGCGGCAGCAGCGGCAGCAGCAGCGGCAACAUGAGCAAGAGCAAGAGCAAGAACAGGAACAGCAACGGCAAGCGCAAGAGCCAGAGUUGCGAAGGAAAAAGGAAGAGCAAAAUGGAUAUGAUCACAAUGGCGAUGUAACUACAACUAUAACGGAACAUUCUUCUCCAGAACGUAAGCGAGAAUCGCUGAGUAAUAGUUUCAGGACGCCUCAAGAUUAUAGGAAUCCAAACUCUCUACCGGGCUCCGGUCCUAGAACAAUACCAGCUGAUUUUGCCGCAAGUGCAGGUACACCUCCCACAUGUGAUGUGACAAAUUCUACACUCCGUGCGUCGGGCCGCUCUGAUGGAGUCGGGUCGUAUUUUAUGGAGCAAUAUUCGGAUACAAGGUAUAGUUCAUCGUCGGGGGAUGUUAGUCAGAGGGUAGCAUCAGAUGCGAUUACGCCAAAGAAGACUAUGUUAACACAAAAUGCUACCCAUUACAAUGAUGAAUAUGAAUCACCGCUGAAUGAACUCAUUUCUUCUAGCGAUGAGCACAGUGAUACCGCUCAUAUAAUUUCUGAGGAGCCUAGCAACACGACGAACACCAAUAUUAAUGAUAACAAUAAUACUAAUAAUAAUACUACUAAUAAUCAUAAUGGUAAUAAUAACAAUAAUAGCAAGAGCAACAACAAUAUAUCUUCCCGUGCUGCUCAAUCAUCGUCAUCAUCAUCAUCAUUAUCAUCCCCUCAGGUUAUAAAUACUACUCAAGCAUUGCAUGCUGCACAGGUGGUUCAUGCUGUGCAUGCAGUUCAUGCAGUGCAUACCUCGAACAUUGCUACUCACACGGCUUACCUUUCCAAUUCAGGAAAUGUAGAACUACACCAUAGUUCUGCCACCACCGCUGCAACCACCAAUAAUUUAGUUACUCAUGACUUUCCACCCACUCCUGUUAUGAAUCAGAAUGGAUCCUCUUUCAAUGCGCACAAUGGACCAGGUACUGUAGCUUCACUACCGAACAAGUCGCCAUUCAGAACAGUAACAUCUCCGUUUCCAACUUCAAGAAGAUCGAGGCACUCCACUGGGUUUGGUGAUAUAUCGUUACCUCGCAAUUCAACCUCAUCUACUUCAAGCAACGAACAUAAAAAGUCCAGAGGUGGUCGUAUGAAGGGAGUGCUGUCUUCGUUUGUACAAAAUAUACGCCGAAAUUCACAAGGGGAGAAGAGGAGAUCCGGUACUUCCCUGAUGAAAAUAUCUACUCCGUAUAAUGCCACACAUGUGCAUCAUGUUGGUGUGGAUUCAAAAACAGGAGAAUAUACCGGUUUACCUGACGAAUGGGAAAGAUUAUUGGCGUCUAGCGGUAUUUCUAAAAAGGAACAACAACAACAUCCGCAAGCCGUGAUGGACAUUGUUAAAUUUUACCAAGAUGUAGCGGGCACAAAUGACGAGGAUAAAGUUCUUAAGACCUUUCCCGUAAACGGCACAACGGACGAUCUUUCUAGUUCUCCGUCGUUCAGAACGCACUCGUUGUCUUCGUCAUCAAGGUUUGAUAGUAACGAACAUUACGGAAGCUCUUACUCUACUCCAGGUUUACAAUCUCCUAUGGUCUUUAGUGAUCCUAACCAACAGCAGUCGUAUCAACAACAACAGGAUGAAAAGUUUAUUCCAAGCAGGCCAGCGCCAAAGCCACCGGGGUCUGCUGCAAAGGCAGAAUUUACUUCACCCCUUGUAUUUGACCAGCAGUCGUCAGUGACAACCACACCGAGGACUCAUAGAAGCUCAAGUCAAUCUUCUGGGUUCAUGGCUCUUGCUAGAAAAGCUACGUUGACUAAGAACAAACAGCAGCUUCCACCAAUACCUUCGGUGUCUAAACAAACAGAUGAUUAUGUGGGUGGUUCGCUUAGAAUGGCGCCUCCUGCACCACCACCUCCUCCGCCUCCCCCAAUCCAAAAGGAUGGAUAUACAAAAGAACAUGACAGAGAGAGGGAGCGGGAGAGGGAAAGAGAGCGAGAGAGAACAGGAUUAGGUAGAGAGAAAGAUCAUCAAGCGGCCACAAAGCAGAAUCAGGUAGCAUUAGAAAGGAAAAGGGAAGAAAGGAAAAGGCGGAAUCAAAAACUCCAGAGCAAACUGGCUGAGAUUUGUUGCGUCGGCGAUCCAAGUAAAAUAUAUCGUAACCUAAUAAAAAUUGGUCAGGGUGCAUCAGGUGGCGUUUAUACAGCAUAUGAAAUUGGCACUAAUGCUUCUGUUGCAAUCAAACAGAUGAAUUUGGAAAAGCAACCUAAAAAGGAGCUGAUCAUUAAUGAAAUCUUGGUUAUGAAGGGAAGCAAACAUAAAAAUAUUGUUAACUUUAUUGAUUCUUAUUUGCUAAAAGGAGACCUAUGGGUCGUAAUGGAAUAUAUGGAGGGUGGUUCUUUAACAGAUGUUGUAACGCAUUGCAUUUUGACGGAGGGUCAAAUUGCCGCUGUCUCUAGGGAGACAUUAAGGGGGUUGCAUUUCUUGCAUUCUAAAGGCGUUAUUCAUAGAGAUAUUAAAUCGGAUAACAUUUUGUUAUCUAUGGAUGGUAACAUCAAGUUGACGGAUUUUGGUUUCUGUGCGCAGAUUAACGAAUCCAACCUAAAAAGAACUACUAUGGUGGGUACACCAUACUGGAUGGCUCCAGAGGUUGUCUCGAGGAAGGAAUAUGGUCCGAAGGUGGAUAUCUGGUCCUUAGGUAUCAUGAUCAUUGAGAUGAUUGAAGGUGAACCACCUUAUUUGAAUGAGACUCCACUAAGAGCAUUAUAUUUAAUUGCUACUAAUGGUACGCCAAAAUUAAAGGACGCAGGAAGCUUAAGUUCAGUAUUAAAAAGAUUUUUGAACUGGUGUUUGCAUGUGAACCCUGAGAAUAGAGCAACGGCAGUGGAAUUAUUGUCUGACAAGUUAAUUACCGAGGUAGCAGAUGAUAAUAAAUCCCUCGCACCACUAGUCAAAUUAGCCAGAAUGAAGAAGCAUGCUGAAAAGAUGGACAGUAGUUUACAUGAUAACAUAGACUGA
This is a messenger RNA of Eremothecium cymbalariae DBVPG#7215, 3369 nucleotides long. RefSeq names its product mitogen-activated protein kinase kinase kinase kinase STE20 (gene STE20). The record is from RefSeq and is a predicted model, not a curated record. Gene Ontology annotation, cellular component: cytoplasm. NCBI's taxonomy places the organism in Eukaryota, Fungi, Ascomycota, Saccharomycetes, Saccharomycetales, Saccharomycetaceae. Gene Ontology annotation, biological process: intracellular signal transduction; protein phosphorylation; regulation of MAPK cascade. The transcript has a single exon. The coding region runs from base 1 to 3369 and encodes 1122 amino acids. Gene Ontology annotation, molecular function: protein serine/threonine kinase activity; ATP binding.